Molecule: messenger RNA, 1564 nt
Organism: Pelodiscus sinensis (Chinese soft-shelled turtle)
Lineage: Eukaryota; Metazoa; Chordata; Testudines; Trionychidae
Source: RefSeq, a predicted model, not a curated record
AUGUAUUGUUUUACUUUGCAGCUAACUAUGGACCAAACCCAAUCUGCAAAGGCUGUUUGUCUUGCUCAAAGGAUAAUGGGUGCAUCAGAUGCCAGCAUAAAUUGUUUUUCUUUCUUCGACGAGAAGGAAUGAGGCAGUAUGGAGAAUGCUUGAAUUCCUGCCUCCGAGCUCCAGAUAUGAACAGAUGUUCAAGAUGCAGAAUAGAAAACUGCGACUCUUGCUUUAGCAGAGACUUUUGCACCAAAUGCAAAGCUGGCUUUUACUUACACAGAGGCCGUUGUUUUGGAGAAUGCCCAGAUGGCUUUGCAUCCUUAGAGGAAACUAUGGAAUGUGUGGAAGGCUGUGAAGUGGGUCCCUGGAGUGAAUGGGCAACUUGCAGCAGAAAUAAUAAAACCUGUGGAUUUAAGUGGGGUCUGGAAACAAGAACAAGACAAAUUGUGAAAAAACCGGCAAAGGACACAAUACCAUGCCCAACCAUUGCAGAGUCCAGAAGAUGUAAAAUGGCCAUAAGGCACUGUCGAGGAGGGAGGAGGACAGCAAAAACAAAGGACAAGAGAAAGAAGAAAAAGAAUUUAAUGGAAAGAGCUCAGAAGCAGCACAGCAUCUUCCUAGCUACAGACAGAGCUAGUCAGUAAAGACUUUUUUGUUUAUAUAUAUUUUUUUUGCAAAGUGCACAAAAGCUGCUAUAUGCUUCUGCAUAUGGAUGCAUUGCAUCCUCUGCUUUGACAGUAUUGGUUGCAAAGAACUUGUGAAAAAUGUCCACAAAUUUGUGUUAUUUAUACUUUUUAAUUUUUGAAUCCGAAGACUCCAAUGGUUGGAGCGCACUGAGUUGAAUCAGUGGAAGUGGUGUGGCAGUUUGUCAAAGACUUUGCAUUCAGUGCCUGGGAGAUGGAAAUGGCCAAUUCGUUGAAAUUAAAGUGCAGCAGGAAAGACAGCAAAUUACCAUUAGAUAAUGGACUUGUGCAUAUUUAUAUAAAAGAGGAGGUCUUGGUGGUAUAGAUACACUUACAUUUAUGGCCUUUGUUUCUUAUAUUUGUACAUUUCAAGAGUAAAUGUAUAUGAAUAUCAGCUUAGUGUUAAUGUGUGUAUUCUCUGCACCCACUGUAUUGAAACUAUUGUAUAAUAAAACUGCUUUAAGAUGGUAUGCCACAGGAGUUACUGCUUAGUGUUCUAGGAGCACAGAAGCCCCUAUGUGUACAUAUUAUGCUCUUGGUGUAUAAAUAAACUUAUUUACUGUACAUUUGUGCUUUCAUUCUUAUGUGUAACAUAUUAUGUGUGUUUAAAGUUGUCACUUUGGUUCCAGUAAUUCCAGAACAUAGUCCAGUAACAUUUACUUUUUGCUAUGUUUUGAAUGUUUUUACAGUUUAUCAUUACCUUUAAGCAAGACAGAUUAAUUUCUCAUUUGUUAAGGCACUUUCAGAUACAAAACUAGCUUGUAUUAGCCUCAGAACACAGUGUCAGGUUUGCAAUACACAUGCCUAAUUCUUUCAGUAAAAUUUAAGAGUACGUCUAGACUACAGGCUUUUGUUGACAGAAUUUUUGUCGACACAUACUGUUGACAAAG